CUAAGGAUUCUUUGCAUAAUGAACAACCAAGAAGGCUUCGCCAUCGCUGUCGAGGAAGCAAAGAUCGGAUACAAAGAAGGCGGAGUUCCCAUCGGAGCAGCUCUAGUAUCAAAAGAUGGAAAACUUCUAGGGCGAGGCCAUAACAUGCGAGUCCAAAAAGGCUCCGCCAUCCACCACGGCGAAACCGCAGCUCUAGAAAACUCAGGGCGCCUGCCAGCAUCGGCCUACAAAGGCGCGACAAUGUACACGACUCUCUCGCCAUGCGAUAUGUGUACCGGUGCUUGUAUCCUAUACGGCAUCUCACGGGUCGUAAUAGGAGAAAAUAAGACGUUUUUGGGGGGAGAAGCGUACUUGAAGCAAAGGGGGGUGGAGGUUGUGGUUUUGGAGAAUGCAGAGUGUAGGGAGUUGAUGGAGAGGUUUAUCAAGGAGAAGCCGGAGGUUUGGAAUGAGGAUAUUGGGGAAGAGGAGAGGGUUUAUUCGAAGGAGGUCAAAUAA
Molecule: messenger RNA, 495 nt
Organism: Lachnellula hyalina
Lineage: Eukaryota; Fungi; Ascomycota; Leotiomycetes; Helotiales; Lachnaceae
Product: Cytosine deaminase
Exons: 5
Cellular component (GO): cytoplasm; nucleus
Molecular function (GO): diaminohydroxyphosphoribosylaminopyrimidine deaminase activity
Source: RefSeq, a predicted model, not a curated record